Messenger RNA from Xenopus laevis (African clawed frog), 528 nucleotides. RefSeq names its product ATP synthase membrane subunit k S homeolog (gene atp5mk.S). Gene Ontology annotation, cellular component: mitochondrial membrane. The transcript is spliced from 4 exons. The record is from RefSeq and is a predicted model, not a curated record. NCBI's taxonomy places the organism in Eukaryota, Metazoa, Chordata, Amphibia, Anura, Pipidae. The coding region runs from base 169 to 348 and encodes 59 amino acids.
AAUCGAACUCCGACGUUGCCUGACAGACGACUAUAGCAGCCAAUGAGUGCGGCGCUGUUAUUGAAAGCUUGAGGCGGAGCUUGAGCGACAGCCGCAGUGGAAGUAAAGGCCGGUGUUGAAGGGCACGGUGUGUGUGUGUUGCUGCUCGGAGAAACCAAGUUAUUAAUCAUGGGCGGACACGACUCUGGAACUCACCACCAGUUCACUGGCAUCCAGAAAUACUUCAAUGCAUAUACAAUAACAGGGAGAAGGAAUUGCGUGUUAGCCACGUAUGCUGGAAUUGCUACCCUCAUCCUGUUCUUUAAACUGAAGCCCAAGAAACAGACUCCGGCCAUUACAGACAAAUAAUGGGCUUCUGCACCCAACAUGUGAUUCCUUCUUUCAAAUAAAAAGACAUUGAUUUAUAUUGUUUAUUUACAAAAUAUAAAUUAUGGGUAAAAACUGUACAAAAAGAGCAGUGAUUCAUUCCUCUGCAUUCUCUUUAGUUAAGUCUGUUGGAGGUAUAUAAUUAAAUGUAUUCCACUGUCA